AUGGACACGAGGAUUGACCAGGCGACGAUUAAGUAUCUUACCGAAGCAGUUGGUGAGCAGCUGUCCAAUGCAUUUGCAGAGGCAAUAUGCAGAAAGCCCAAAGACGCGAUCGAGUUCAUUGGCAACUACCUUGUAGAGGCGUCCAAAGAGUUUGAGGCACACCUUUCAUGA
Giardia duodenalis is the source of this 171-nucleotide messenger RNA. RefSeq names its product Dpy-30 motif-containing protein. The record is from RefSeq and is a predicted model, not a curated record. Bases 1 to 171 code for a protein of 56 amino acids. NCBI's taxonomy places the organism in Eukaryota, Fornicata, Diplomonadida, Hexamitidae. The transcript has a single exon.